GAGACAGACUCAAGAGGAGAAGAGAUUACUGAGCAUCGUUUCACUCCAACUCCAACUGUGACUUGAAGUUGAUAGUGGAAGGAAACCGAAUCGAAUCACAAUGAUCCUCAAGACCUUUAUGGUUGUUUUUGUUCUCGUUGCAACCUACACCAAGCCUAAUGAGGGAAGCCUGAGAAACAAGUGUCCCGCAACAAAUGUGACCCAAACACCAACAGGACCACCAGCAGCAGCGGUUAUAGCGAGUGCAAACGCAGCAGCAACAGCUGCCGCAAUUGCAGCAGCUGCAGCAGCAACAGCAGCAUCUGCAGCAACAGCAACCACUGGACCCACUGCAUUAGUUGCAGCAGUAGCUGCAGAACUUUCCGCUGAAGCUUCACUAAAGGCAGCUUUAGCCUCUUCAGCAGCAAUAAACGGAACGCUAUCUGCAACAAAGGCAGCAGAAGCAGCCAGAAACGCAACAGAAGCAGCCAAAAUAGCAUUAACUGCAGCAUACCAAACACUUCAGCAAACUCUGAAUGCAACACCAGGAGUAGAAAAACAAUUUGCAGAGGCUGAAGCAAAUGCAAAAGAUGCAGCUAAUAAAGCAGCAGCAGCAGCAGAAAUGGCUGCAACUGCCAUGACAGCAGCAGAGGCAGAAGCAGCUACGGCAAAUGCAACAGCAGCAGCCGCAGAUGCAGCAACAGCUUUAGCAGCGCUCCGUGCAGCAUUGGCAACAGCUACAAGCUCAGCACCCGGACAAAACACAGUAGUAAAGCAACAAUCGGCUGUAGCAGAAGAAAAAGCAGCAGAAGCAGUAGCAGCUGCUGCAAACACAACAUCUAAUAAAACCGCAGGCGAGAAGGCGACAGGAGCAGCAGAGUCUGCUCAGGAAGCGGCCAAAGCAGCUGUGGCAGCUGCAGCAGCUGCCGUUUCUGCAAUAAGAAAUCCAGAUAAUACAACAACUGUAGCAAAGCCAACACCAUCAGGACCACCAGCAGCAGCGGUUAUAGCGAGUGCAAACGCAGCAGCAACAGCUGCAGCAAUUGCAGCGGCUGCAGCAGCAACAGCAGCAUCUGCAGCAACAGCAACCACUGGACCCACUGCAUUAGUUGCAGCCGUAGCUGCAGAACUUUCCGCUGAAGCUUCACUAAAGGCAGCUUUAGCCUCUUCAGCAGCAAUAAACGGAACGCUAUCUGCAACAAAGGCAGCAGAAGCAGCCAGAAACGCAACAGAAGCAGCCAAAGUAGCAUUAACUGCAGCAUACCAAACACUUCAGCAAACUCUGAAUGCAACACCAGGAGUAGAAAAACAAUUUGCAGAGGCUGAAGCAAAUGCAAAAGAUGCAGCUAAUAAAGCAGCAGCAGCAGCAGAAAUGGCUGCAACUGCCAUGACAGCAGCAGAGGCAGAAGCAGCUACGGCAAAUGCAACAGCAGCAGCCGCAGAUGCAGCAACAGCUUUAGCAGCGCUCCGUGCAGCAUUGGCAACAGCUACAAGCUCAGCACCCGGACAAAACACAGUAGUAAAGCAACAAUCGGCUGUAGCAGAAGAAAAAGCAGCAGAAGCAGUAGCAGCUGCUGCAAACACAACAUCUAAUAAAACCGCAGGCGAGAAGGCGACAGGAGCAGCAGAGUCUGCUCAGGAAGCGGCCAAAGCAGCUGUGGCAGCUGCAGCAGCUGCCGUUUCUGCAAUAAGAAAUCCAGAUAAUACAACAACUGUAGCAAAGCCAACACCAUCAGGACCACCAGCAGCAGCGGUUAUAGCGAGUGCAAACGCAGCAGCAACAGCUGCAGCAAUUGCAGCGGCUGCAGCAGCAACAGCAGCAUCUGCAGCAACAGCAACCACUGGACCCACUGCAUUAGUUGCAGCCGUAGCUGCAGAACUUUCCGCUGAAGCUUCACUAAAGGCAGCUUUAGCCUCUUCAGCAGCAAUAAACGGAACGCUAUCUGCAACAAAGGCAGCAGAAGCAGCCAGAAACGCAACAGAAGCAGCCAAAGUAGCAUUAACUGCAGCAUACCAAACACUUCAGCAAACUCUGAAUGCAACACCAGGAGUAGAAAAACAAUUUGCAGAGGCUGAAGCAAAUGCAAAAGAUGCAGCUAAUAAAGCAGCAGCAGCAGCAGAAAUGGCUGCAACUGCCAUGACAGCAGCAGAGGCAGAAGCAGCUACGGCAAAUGCAACAGCAGCAGCCGCAGAUGCAGCAACAGCUUUAGCAGCGCUCCGUGCAGCAUUGGCAACAGCUACAAGCUCAGCACCCGGACAAAACACAGUAGUAAAGCAACAAUCGGCUGUAGCAGAAGAAAAAGCAGCAGAAGCAGUAGCAGCUGCUGCAAACACAACAUCUAAUAAAACCGCAGGCGAGAAGGCGACAGGAGCAGCAGAGUCUGCUCAGGAAGCGGCCAAAGCAGCUGUGGCAGCUGCAGCAGCUGCCGUUUCUGCAAUAAGAAAUCCAGAUAAUACAACAACUGUAGCAAAGCCAACACCAUCAGGACCACCAGCAGCAGCGGUUAUAGCGAGUGCAAACGCAGCAGCAACAGCUGCAGCAAUUGCAGCGGCUGCAGCAGCAACAGCAGCAUCUGCAGCAACAGCAACCACUGGACCCACUGCAUUAGUUGCAGCCGUAGCUGCAGAACUUUCCGCUGAAGCUUCACUAAAGGCAGCUUUAGCCUCUUCAGCAGCAAUAAACGGAACGCUAUCUGCAACAAAGGCAGCAGAAGCAGCCAGAAACGCAACAGAAGCAGCCAAAGUAGCAUUAACUGCAGCAUACCAAACACUUCAGCAAACUCUGAAUGCAACACCAGGAGUAGAAAAACAAUUUGCAGAGGCUGAAGCAAAUGCAAAAGAUGCAGCUAAUAAAGCAGCAGCAGCAGCAGAAAUGGCUGCAACUGCCAUGACAGCAGCAGAGGCAGAAGCAGCUACGGCAAAUGCAACAGCAGCAGCCGCAGAUGCAGCAACAGCUUUAGCAGCGCUCCGUGCAGCAUUGGCAACAGCUACAAGCUCAGCACCCGGACAAAACACAGUAGUAAAGCAACAAUCGGCUGUAGCAGAAGAAAAAGCAGCAGAAGCAGUAGCAGCUGCUGCAAACACAACAUCUAAUAAAACCGCAGGCGAGAAGGCGACAGGAGCAGCAGAGUCUGCUCAGGAAGCGGCCAAAGCAGCUGUGGCAGCUGCAGCAGCUGCCGUUUCUGCAAUAAGAAAUCCAGAUAAUACAACAACUGUAGCAAAGCCAACACCAUCAGGACCACCAGCAGCAGCGGUUAUAGCGAGUGCAAACGCAGCAGCAACAGCUGCAGCAAUUGCAGCGGCUGCAGCAGCAACAGCAGCAUCUGCAGCAACAGCAACCACUGGACCCACUGCAUUAGUUGCAGCCGUAGCUGCAGAACUUUCCGCUGAAGCUUCACUAAAGGCAGCUUUAGCCUCUUCAGCAGCAAUAAACGGAACGCUAUCUGCAACAAAGGCAGCAGAAGCAGCCAGAAACGCAACAGAAGCAGCCAAAGUAGCAUUAACUGCAGCAUACCAAACACUUCAGCAAACUCUGAAUGCAACACCAGGAGUAGAAAAACAAUUUGCAGAGGCUGAAGCAAAUGCAAAAGAUGCAGCUAAUAAAGCAGCAGCAGCAGCAGAAAUGGCUGCAACUGCCAUGACAGCAGCAGAGGCAGAAGCAGCUACGGCAAAUGCAACAGCAGCAGCCGCAGAUGCAGCAACAGCUUUAGCAGCGCUCCGUGCAGCAUUGGCAACAGCUACAAGCUCAGCACCCGGACAAAACACAGUAGUAAAGCAACAAUCGGCUGUAGCAGAAGAAAAAGCAGCAGAAGCAGUAGCAGCUGCUGCAAACACAACAUCUAAUAAAACCGCAGGCGAGAAGGCGACAGGAGCAGCAGAGUCUGCUCAGGAAGCGGCCAAAGCAGCUGUGGCAGCUGCAGCAGCUGCCGUUUCUGCAAUAAGAAAUCCAGAUAAUACAACAACUGUAGCAAAGCCAACACCAUCAGGACCACCAGCAGCAGCGGUUAUAGCGAGUGCAAACGCAGCAGCAACAGCUGCAGCAAUUGCAGCGGCUGCAGCAGCAACAGCAGCAUCUGCAGCAACAGCAACCACUGGACCCACUGCAUUAGUUGCAGCCGUAGCUGCAGAACUUUCCGCUGAAGCUUCACUAAAGGCAGCAUUAGCCUCUUCAGCAGCAAUAAACGGAACGCUAUCUGCAACAAAGGCAGCAGAAGCAGCCAGAAACGCAACAGAAGCAGCCAAAGUAGCAUUAACUGCAGCAUACCAAACACUUCAGCAAACUCUGAAUGCAACACCAGGAGUAGAAAAACAAUUUGCAGAGGCUGAAGCAAAUGCAAAAGAUGCAGCUAAUAAAGCAGCAGCAGCAGCAGAAAUGGCUGCAACUGCCAUGACAGCAGCAGAGGCAGAAGCAGCUACGGCAAAUGCAACAGCAGCAGCCGCAGAUGCAGCAACAGCUUUAGCAGCGCUCCGUGCAGCAUUGGCAACAGCUACAAGCUCAGCACCCGGACAAAACACAGUAGUAAAGCAACAAUCGGCUGUAGCAGAAGAAAAAGCAGCAGAAGCAGUAGCAGCUGCUGCAAACACAACAUCUAAUAAAACCGCAGGCGAGAAGGCGACAGGAGCAGCAGAGUCUGCUCAGGAAGCGGCCAAAGCAGCUGUGGCAGCUGCAGCAGCUGCCGUUUCUGCAAUAAGAAAUCCAGAUAAUACAACAACUGUAGCAAAGCCAACACCAUCAGGACCACCAGCAGCAGCGGUUAUAGCGAGUGCAAACGCAGCAGCAACAGCUGCAGCAAUUGCAGCGGCUGCAGCAGCAACAGCAGCAUCUGCAGCAACAGCAACCACUGGACCCACUGCAUUAGUUGCAGCCGUAGCUGCAGAACUUUCCGCUGAAGCUUCACUAAAGGCAGCUUUAGCCUCUUCAGCAGCAAUAAACGGAACGCUAUCUGCAACAAAGGCAGCAGAAGCAGCCAGAAACGCAACAGAAGCAGCCAAAGUAGCAUUAACUGCAGCAUACCAAACACUUCAGCAAACUCUGAAUGCAACACCAGGAGUAGAAAAACAAUUUGCAGAGGCUGAAGCAAAUGCAAAAGAUGCAGCUAAUAAAGCAGCAGCAGCAGCAGAAAUGGCUGCAACUGCCAUGACAGCAGCAGAGGCAGAAGCAGCUACGGCAAAUGCAACAGCAGCAGCCGCAGAUGCAGCAACAGCUUUAGCAGCGCUCCGUGCAGCAUUGGCAACAGCUACAAGCUCAGCACCCGGACAAAACACAGUAGUAAAGCAACAAUCGGCUGUAGCAGAAGAAAAAGCAGCAGAAGCAGUAGCAGCUGCUGCAAACACAACAUCUAAUAAAACCGCAGGCGAGAAGGCGACAGGAGCAGCAGAGUCUGCUCAGGAAGCGGCCAAAGCAGCUGUGGCAGCUGCAGCAGCUGCCGUUUCUGCAAUAAGAAAUCCAGAUAGUACAACAACUGUAGCAAAGCCAACACCAUCAGGACCACCAGCAGCAGCGGUUAUAGCGAGUGCAAACGCAGCAGCAACAGCUGCAGCAAUUGCAGCGGCUGCAGCAGCAACAGCAGCAUCUGCAGCAACAGCAACCACUGGACCCACUGCAUUAGUUGCAGCCGUAGCUGCAGAACUUUCCGCUGAAGCUUCACUAAAGGCAGCAUUAGCCUCUUCAGCAGCAAUAAACGGAACGCUAUCUGCAACAAAGGCAGCAGAAGCAGCCAGAAACGCAACAGAAGCAGCCAAAGUAGCAUUAACUGCAGCAUACCAAACACUUCAGCAAACUCUGAAUGCAACACCAGGAGUAGAAAAACAAUUUGCAGAGGCUGAAGCAAAUGCAAAAGAUGCAGCUAAUAAAGCAGCAGCAGCAGCAGAAAUGGCUGCAACUGCCAUGACAGCAGCAGAGGCAGAAGCAGCUACGGCAAAUGCAACAGCAGCAGCCGCAGAUGCAGCAACAGCUUUAGCAGCGCUCCGUGCAGCAUUGGCAACAGCUACAAGCUCAGCACCCGGACAAAACACAGUAGUAAAGCAACAAUCGGCUGUAGCAGAAGAAAAAGCAGCAGAAGCAGUAGCAGCUGCUGCAAACACAACAUCUAAUAAAACCGCAGGCGAGAAGGCGACAGGAGCAGCAGAGUCUGCUCAGGAAGCGGCCAAAGCAGCUGUGGCAGCUGCAGCAGCUGCCGUUUCUGCAAUAAGAAAUCCAGAUAAUACAACAACUGUAGCAAAGCCAACACCAUCAGGACCACCAGCAGCAGCGGUUAUAGCGAGUGCAAACGCAGCAGCAACAGCUGCAGCAAUUGCAGCGGCUGCAGCAGCAACAGCAGCAUCUGCAGCAACAGCAACCACUGGACCCACUGCAUUAGUUGCAGCAGUAGCUGCAAAACUUUCCGCUGAAGCUUCACUAAAGGCAGCAUUAGCCUCUUCAGCAGCAAUAAACGGAACGCUAUCUGCAACAAAGGCAGCAGAAGCAGCCAGAAACGCAACAGAAGCAGCCAAAGUAGCAUUAACUGCAGCAUACCAAACACUUCAGCAAACUCUGAAUGCAACACCAGGAGUAGAAAAACAAUUUGCAGAGGCUGAAGCAAAUGCAAAAGAUGCAGCUAAUAAAGCAGCAGCAGCAGCAGAAAUGGCUGCAACUGCCAUGACAGCAGCAGAGGCAGAAGCAGCUACGGCAAAUGCAACAGCAGCAGCUGCAGAUGCAGCAACAGCUUUAGCAGCGCUCCGUGCAGCAUUGGCAACAGCUACAAGCUCAGCACCCGGACAAAACACAGUAGUAAAGCAACAAUCGGCUGUAGCAGAAGAAAAAGCAGAAGAAGCAGUAGCAGCUGCUGCUAACACAGCCUCUAAUAAAACCGCAGGCGAGAAGGCGACAGGAGCAGCAAAGUCAGCUCAGGAAGCGGCCAAAGCAGCUGUGGCAGCUGCAGCAGUUGCCUUUUCUGCAAUAACAAAUCCAGAUCCUACAACAACAGCAACAGCAUCAGCAUUGCUGUCUGCAGUAUCAGCGGCAGCUUCUUUAGCUGGGGCUGCAGCAGGAGCCGCUUCAACUGCUGCUGGAGCAACAUCAUCCCCAGCAGCACAACAUGCAGUGAGUGUUGCAUCGGAUGCAGCCAAAGCUGCUGCAGGACAACUCAGUCUGGAAUUUCUAGUUUUGGCUGCAAAAAAUGCUGCUAACGCUUCCAGAGAAGCAGCGAACGCAGCAGCAGAAGUAGCUAGAAGAGCACCAGCAUUGAAAGCGGAUGUCCUGGGAGGACUUGCAAAUGCAUCAUUGAUGGCAGCAGAGGCUGCUGAAGAAGCAGCUGCAGCAGUGACAAUGCUAGCCUCAGGUAGUCCAACAGCAAUUGCACAAGCUGCACAAGCUACAAAAACAGUUGCUGAAAAAUCUUCCAAAGCAGCACAAAUAUUGAAAACAAUAUUAAUACCCAUCACAGGGUCAUUAGCAGUCUCAAUAUCAGCAACCUUAGCAACAGCAGAAAUAGCACAAGCAACAGCUUCAAUAGCAUCAUUAGUAACAAGACCAGGCGUCACAGGGGACAUCUCUGCACUAAUUAUGGCAGCAUCAAAAUCUGCACAAUCAGCAGCAAGUGCUGCACAAGUUGCACUCCCACGUAAAGACAUCACUUCAAUCCCAUCUCAAGAACAACCAACAGGAGUACCAUCCAUUACUACAACGGCAGCAGCUGGAUUAACAAAUUCAGCCAACCCAGAGGCCGCCGCAGCGAGAUUGGCUAGAGUAAAGAAGGCAGCGGUGGUAAGCUCAACAGCAGCUGCUGCGGCAUCGGCAGCAACGGCAGCAGCAGCAGCAGCAGCUGCCGGACCACGAGCCGCAGCCGCAGCAGAGAGGGCAGCAAACGCUUCAAAAGCAGCAGCCGAGGCCGCUUCUUUGCUCGCAAAGGGGCAGAUAUCAGCGGGGGAGGCAGCAGCUAAAGCAACAACCGCCGCUGAUGCGGCCCGCGCAGCGUCGCUGGCAGCCAUACAAGCAGCAGCACUAACUCAGCCAGAGUCAGCGGGACUACGAGCGGCACAAGUAGCAGCAGCAGCAGUAAAAGCAGCGGCAGCUGCCAACACAGCUGCACAGGCAGCCACACGUGCUACAAAUUCCAAUUCUCUGGACGAGAUUCAUUCCGUGUCGCUGAACGCCGCCAAAGAAGUGUCCACAAAAGCAGCCGAGGUGGAGAUGGACCUGCAGCAGCUGCUUUCGGACAGCGGCACUACAGCCGUAGAGCGCGCGGCCAUAGCGGACGCACGGGCAGUGGCAGGGAUGGCAUCAGCAACCGGGAACACGGCGCAACAGGUCCUGAGCUUGUCAUUGGAGCCACAGAGCGCCACCUCCGACAAUCUGACCUCAACGGCCGUGCAGAUGGCGGUGGCCACGGCAGACUUAGCAGCGUCCAGAGCAGUCUUGGCGGCAUCCACUGCUGUGAAUGCAGCAGGAGCAGCAGGAAACGGGGCCGGUGCAGCAGCAACCACCAUCACAACAACAACAACAACGGCAGCAGCUGGAUUAACAAAUUCAGCCAACCCAGAGGCCGCCGCAGCGAGAUUGGCUAGAGUAAAGAAGGCAGCGGUGGUAAGCUCAACAGCAGCUGCUGCGGCAUCGGCAGCAACGGCAGCAGCAGCAGCAGCAGCUGCCGGACCACGAGCCGCAGCCGCAGCAGAGAGGGCAGCAAACGCUUCAAAAGCAGCAGCCGAGGCCGCUUCUUUGCUCGCAAAGGGGCAGAUAUCAGCGGGGGAGGCAGCAGCUAAAGCAACAACCGCCGCUGAUGCGGCCCGCGCAGCGUCGCUGGCAGCCAUACAAGCAGCAGCACUAACUCAGCCAGAGUCAGCGGGACUACGAGCGGCACAAGUAGCAGCAGCAGCAGUAAAAGCAGCGGCAGCUGCCAACACAGCUGCACAGGCAGCCACACGUGCUACAAAUUCCAAUUCUCUGGACGAGAUUCAUUCCGUGUCGCUGAACGCCGCCAAAGAAGUGUCCACAAAAGCAGCCGAGGUGGAGAUGGACCUGCAGCAGCUGCUUUCGGACAGCGGCACUACAGCCGUAGAGCGCGCGGCCAUAGCGGACGCACGGGCAGUGGCAGGGAUGGCAUCAGCAACCGGGAACACGGCGCAACAGGUCCUGAGCUUGUCAUUGGAGCCACAGAGCGCCACCUCCGACAAUCUGACCUCAACGGCCGUGCAGAUGGCGGUGGCCACGGCAGACUUAGCAGCGUCCAGAGCAGUCUUGGCGGCAUCCACUGCUGUGAAUGCAGCAGGAGCAGCAGGAAACGGGGCCGGUGCAGCAGCAACCACCAUCACAACAACAACAACAACGACAGCAGCGGCGAUCAGCAACAGAUUCAGCCUUCUUUCCGUCACGGUGGCUGUCAUGGCCGCCGUCCUUCUAUAGGCAGUGACGAGAUCCAGAUAUAAGGACUCUUAGUUUAUUAGUUUCUACUUAAAUGUAUCACUCUCUAGCUAUCCCAUUAAUCACGUGUACGUUCAAAUUAUGACUUUUCAAUCAUUCGAUCCUCAAAGAAAGUAAAUCAGAUAAUUUGCCUGCAAGGAAGGUUAAAGAAAGGAGAGGGAAGAGUUAUUUAUUGUUGUAUUUAUUGUGUGCAUGUUGAGUUGAUUGUACUUCAAACUACAGCAGAAAACGAUCUAGAGACACUACGGUCACAGUAUUGUACUUCUGACGCGCAUAUGUGUGUUUGUUUGUGCUAAAGAAAUCACAAUCAUAUUAUCAUUUAAUGGUGUUCUCAUUAUUGAAGUACAUUAUUGUACAACAUGAUGUAAAUAGUUUAUUCUUUAUGUUUUUUGUGAUUGUUGGUUAAUUACUAAACCUAAUUUAUAAAAGAAUAUGUUCCCUUCUCAAUAAAGAAACAUCUAUAACAUGGUAAA
Messenger RNA from Pungitius pungitius (ninespine stickleback), 9849 nucleotides. Its product is annotated as mucin-2-like. The record is from RefSeq and is a predicted model, not a curated record. The transcript has 3 exons. Bases 101 to 9358 code for a protein of 3085 amino acids. NCBI's taxonomy places the organism in Eukaryota, Metazoa, Chordata, Actinopteri, Perciformes, Gasterosteidae.